UCAGACAACCGCCUCGUGUACGCCGUCCCCAUUCAAAACCUGAAAUUUGCCGCUGUCGCGCGAUGACGAUCAUCUGACGUUUUUAGAGCAAUUAGGUUACAAUGAAACAAGCAUUCAGUAUCAGUAUUAAACGUUCCUAAGAAAUUUGGGUGGUGAUAUUAUUUAGCCUUAUAUAUGUGAUUGUAUUAAUUAUUUAUUCGGAAAAAUGUGGGUGUUCGGCUACGGGUCUUUGAUGUGGAAAGUGGAUUUUCCUUACGAAGAAAACAUUGUCGGCUAUAUCAAGGGGUACAAGAGGAGGUUUUACCAGCACAGCACCGAUCAUCGCGGUACGCCGGAGAAUCCCGGUAGGGUGGUUACCCUAAUCCCGUGCAAAGAAGACUCGAAGGUUUACGGGAUUGCUUAUAAAAUCCGGGAGACCGACAUCGAAGACGUGAUCAAUCACCUGGAUUUUCGAGAAAAGGGUGGCUAUGAACGGAAAAAGGUGGUCUUUCACCCGAAAGAGCACGACAUACCACCGUUUGAAAUGACCAUUUAUUUGGCGUCCGACGACAACCCUCAUUAUGCCGGACCAGCUGAAUUAGAUGAAAUAGCCUUCCAGGUGGUCAAUUCGGUGGGGCCUAGUGGACCGAACAUUGACUAUGUUUGCAAUUUGGCAAAAAUGAUGCGCAGCGUCGUGCCGGACGUGCACGAUGACCAUCUAUUUACACUCGAGAGUAAAGUUCUCGGCUUAUUGGAAAAACAGAAUGGAGAUUUUAAUAAUUAUUGAGAAUAAACGCUUCGUAAGUAAA
Messenger RNA from Cylas formicarius (sweet potato weevil), 788 nucleotides. RefSeq names its product putative glutathione-specific gamma-glutamylcyclotransferase 2. The record is from RefSeq and is a predicted model, not a curated record. Gene Ontology annotation, cellular component: cytoplasm. Gene Ontology annotation, biological process: glutathione catabolic process. The transcript has a single exon. Lineage: Eukaryota; Metazoa; Arthropoda; Insecta; Coleoptera; Brentidae. Bases 206 to 766 code for a protein of 186 amino acids. Gene Ontology annotation, molecular function: gamma-glutamylcyclotransferase activity; glutathione specific gamma-glutamylcyclotransferase activity.